Arabis nemorensis is the source of this 546-nucleotide messenger RNA. NCBI's taxonomy places the organism in Eukaryota, Viridiplantae, Streptophyta, Magnoliopsida, Brassicales, Brassicaceae. The record is from the annotation of a GenBank genome assembly.
AUGGCAAAGACCUUAAUGGCGACAACUCGUCCCUUCGUUCUUCUCUCCUCCACAAGAUCGAGCCUUCAUCAUCUCCUCUUUCAAUCCCCCAAAAGAUCCUUCGCUUCAUUUUUAUCAUCUUCUUCCGCGAGAACCACCAACUCGAGAUGCCUAAACGCCGUCGUUUUGUCUCGUGUAGAGACUGCGGCGUCGUCGUCGAUUUACGGCAAAGGAGUUUCUAGGGUUUCUGGGUUUGGUGUUUUGGACAUUCGUAGCCUCAAUUUCAGUACUAGAUCCUCUCAAAUCAACGAUGCUGGCUCUAUUGAUCAAACCCUUAUGCAAUCCAUGGAGCAAAAGAUCAAAGAACAAUUGAAUGCAGAGUCAGUUUCUGUGCAGGAUAUGUCUGGAGAUGGACGUCAUGUCUGCAUCAAUGUGGUAUCAUCGGCUUUUGAGGGACAAUCUGCAGUGAACAGACAAAGAAUGGUGUACAAAGCCAUUUGGGAAGAGCUUCAGAAUGUUGUUCAUGCCGUUGAUCAAAUGACAACAAAGACUCCUUCAGAAGUUUGA